AUGGAACCGCCUUGGUGUCGCGACGACGACGGCGACGGCGGUGGCGGUGGUAAUUGUGGCCUUAGUGUUGGUGGUUGUGACGAUGAUGAGGGAUCCUGGGAAGCCUACGCUUGGCUGGGCGUCCUUGCAGCGACGCCUCUUUGCGCCUGCGCCCUUUUGUUCCACCUCUGCGUGUCUCGUCGACGACGUCAGCCCUGCAGCAGCAGUCGUCACUCUGACGACGGACUCCGAGGUCGUCGUCGUCGACGACGUGUAACCAUCCGGUCCUCGCCGCCGUCUCCACUCGACGCCCUGCUGUCAUCCCUGACUGCGGCCCAACUGGUCUCGUCACUGGCCCUGGGUGCCCGGGCCCUGGCCCGACUCUGGCGUCCGACGGCGUGUGCCACACUGGUCGCAGUGUCGACGGCGUGUCGCACGUUUCUACUGGCUGCUCUGGCGUCGCUGUUGGUCGACAGGAUGCUGACGCUGAGACGGCGACGGUAUCGGAUUGCCCGGGCCCACGUGGCGUAUCAUGUGGCCGUGCUGGCCCUGGUGGCAGCGUUGGUCGGCGUGGCUGCGGGCCUGGCCCUGCGCGGUGAUGACAGCAGUAGUGUCGGUGGUACUAGUAGUAGUAGUAGUUGGAAGGAAGUCGUGGGAGUGGACGCCAUGGGUGGUGGAGUUUUGUCGAGGUGUGGACUUGGGCCAGCUUUGGAGGCCCAGGGCAAUUAUGCCAGACUGGCUGUUGGGGUGGACGCAGUUUUCCUGGCCCUGGUCGCUUUCGUCUUUGGCUACGUUCAGGCACAUGUUUGCAUGCUGCAAAAACGGCAUUUGGGAGGUGUGAAAGCCGGAGGAAGACGUAGUAUAGUGAGCAGAAGUCCUGCUCAUCGGUCCCCAUCGGAUUUGGCACCGAUCCGUACUGCGUCCGACACCAGCACUGCGUCAACCCUGCAACCAGCACCAGAACCCUUUCGAUGGCGCACUGUGGCCUCUGCCACUCUGUGUCUGCUCACUCUGGACCUCGUUCCCCACUUGGCACAUGUUUGCAUGCUGCAAAAACGGCAUUUGGGAGGUGUGAAAGCCGGAGGAAGACGCAGUAUAGUGAGCAGAAGUCCUGCUCAUCGGUCCCCAUCGGAUUUGGCGCCGAUCCGUACUGCGUCCGACACCAGCACUGCGUCAACCCUGCAACCAGCACCAGAACCCUUUCGAUGGCGCACUGUGGCCUCUGCCACCCUGUGUCUGCUCACUCUGGACCUCGUUCCCCACUUGAUGUUCACAGUGACAGCGGGGUUCUUCCCUUCGUCUCUUCCGCCGGAAUUGCCCGCGGAACUGGCCCUGGCCCUGGCCUCGACACUGGUGUCCCUAGUGUUGCCACUGCUCAUCAUCGGCGUGGACCCGUUGUUGAGACGAUCCACGAGGCAUUUGUGCGCCGUCGACGACGACGACUACGAUGACGACGACGAAGACAACGACGGCGUCCGUGGCGGCGGCGGCAGCGGCGGCGGUGGUCUGGGCCAUCAUCACGACCGCAUGUCCCGACUGGAGGGCCAGCACAACCCCGGGCUCGUCGUGGACGACGAAGACGGCACUUUGAAGGCCAAGCAACGGGGUUUCAGGAUGUCGAAUGACGAGGAUGAUGACGACGAUGAUUUGUAUGGAGGCAAAGCCGUUUCUUCGUCUGCUUUGUCUUCUAUUUCUAGAAAUGAUGACAGUGCAAAGUUCCGCUAUGCCCCAUCACCGCAUCACUUACAUCAUCAUCAUCACCACCACCACCACCAACAAAAUCAGCAACAUGCCAGUAGCAUGUUUGACGUGUCCUCGCCCAAAUUCCCUUUGACGAAUGGCUCCUUGUUCUCCGCUGCCUCGUCAACGUCUACAUUUCUCGUCCGUCCCACAGGCAAUCAAGUGUUCGUUGGCAGCACGUUCACCAAGCACCCGAAGCCCGAGGCGCAGAACCUGUCGAGCAGCAAAAACAUCAACACCACGUCCACGACCUCCACGGCCACCACCAAUAGCAGCAGUAGCAACAACAACAACAACAACGCGAGGAAGCACACGGCGUCCCACAAGCAGUCGUGUCCGUCUCUGUGGCUCCCACCGCCGCCGUCGAAGCCGCCUCCGCCUGACCUCGCCCCGGCGGCACUCUAUGACGACGUCCUCGAACUGCGCACGACGAAGAGCGAGGACUGUUACGUCGCCCGAGUGACGACCAAUAGUCGAGGCACGUCGCCGUGCUCAGCCACGACGACGACGGCGAUGCCGGACUUGCUGAUGGCCAAGCAGUGUCCUGCUGCUGCUGUGGACGACGAGCAUUUGUACAUACAAUUGGAGACCCUGGAUGAAGGCAUACCUCCUCCAGCAAUGUUUGGGGAUGAUGAUGAUGAUAGUAGUAGUGAUGAUCCUGCCAACAUGAAUCAGGAUCCAAGUUCCUCCUCCUCCUCCUCCUCAGAGAAACAAAAGACUGAUUCUGUUGCUGCUGCAAGUGACAGCGGGUCGGUCAAGAACUUCAUCCAGCGCCUGAACAGGUCCAGAAGGCAUUCCAGGACGUCGCUGAUCGGCCUGGACAACCCCAUGUUCCAGCCAGACGAAUCAUCUGGAGUCCCUCAUCAUCAUCCUCCGCAACAACAACAUCAUAACCCCGUGAUGAUGAUGGAAGCAGAUUCCUUGGACGACUCCAACCACACUCAUCAUCACCAAGUGUACAAAGCGUGUCUCAACAACCGCCUCAAGUCCUCGUCCUUGUCCAUGAACGCCUUGGACCGAGUUGGACUGGAUGAGGCGGAAAUAAUGCGGCCUAAAAGCAGCAGCAGCAGCAACAACAACAAGUUCUUCGCGAAUCGUGGAGUAGCUGCUUCUGUGGUCAAGCGCGGCGUUCGACUUCAUCAUCAGCAGCAACAGCAGAAAUUGCACCUCAAGUCCUCGGUUAUCGGCCAGUCGCAGUUUUAUCCGCAGCAGGGACUCCUGCUUCCCUCUGGCGGCUGGAGGAGGGACAACAGUGCCAGUGUUCCGGACGUGAGGAGGACGUUCUACGACGAGUUCCUUUGA
Messenger RNA from Notodromas monacha, 3021 nucleotides. The record is from the annotation of a GenBank genome assembly. NCBI's taxonomy places the organism in Eukaryota, Metazoa, Arthropoda, Ostracoda, Podocopida, Cyprididae.